UAGUCAAACAUUUUACCUACCUAGUUAACGUUUGUUACUUGGCGAUAUCGUUACGGCAACCGUAGUAACCUAUUUGUUAAAUAUCAUUUGAAACUUUCGAAUUUUUUCAUAAUCAAAAAUUCGUUUUUGGAAGCAAAAGAAAUAAAGAAAUCGCGUUUUGAUUAUUUUAAGCUUGAUUAUAUUAGAUAUCUUUAAAUAAUUUUUACAAAAACUGAACAUAAAUCCACGAUGUUAAAUUGUACAUCACGGGGCAAAGAAGCUGCAAUCGAAUUACCGAAAGUCGGUAAUAAGAAGCCUAUAGUACUAUCAUCUCAGCGCUUUAAUAAAUUACUAAAUAAUGCCAACCAGACGGAUAAACUACGAGCUCAGAAAGAAUUAGAGGAGGAACAAAAGUACAAAGAGUAUUUGAAAGAGGGCUCCGAUCAAUUGGUUGCACAUUUCAAGGGUAACAUACAACGAACUCAGGAUGAGAAGUUGGCUGAAAUUAAAGCUCAUAUGGAAGAGAAGAUUACAAAAAUGCAGGAAAACUUCCAUAAGACAAAAGAAAAUGAAGAACGCAAGCGGAGCGAGAAACUGGCAAAAGCACAAAACUUGAUCGAGCAAUUGAAGCCGGGUCCCAAACAGCUCCAGUCGGCUGCCUUACAAAGUGAGGUGCUUCGAGCGCGUAACGUGCAAAGAAACAUAAACAAAGAGUUCGAAAGAGCUAUUAAGCAACAAGAAUGCAUGGAUAAGAUGGCUUGCCAACAACAAGCAUUGGGUUUCAUGGAAGAGGAUCUACAGCGGCAAUUAGAACGACAUCAGGCCAUGGACGUUUACAAAAAGGAAAUGCUACAGACCAUUAACGACAGCACCAAACAACGUGCGGAAUGUAAAAAACAGCUAAUUAAAGAGCAGCAAGCAGCGCGAGAAGCUAUGGACCAGGAGAUUAAAGCACAAAUCGAAAAGGAGAAAGCGAUUAUGGAGAAAAAACGAGCUGCACUGCGUAAAAAUGCAUUAGAAGCCAUGAAAAUGGUUGAACAGCGUAGAUUAAGAGAACGUAUGACUGAGGAAAUAGAAAAUCGCCUUUGUUGUGUUUACAAUUUGGGCAAACAAGACUUGAAUGCUGCAAAGCAAGAGGAGGAGAAGAAACCCGCACCAGAGGAAGAGAAGAAACAAGAGAUGCAAGUUCAAUUCCUUCGCUGUAUUCAAGCUAAGACCGAAGCAGAAGACGACGAGCGUGUGCGCCGUGAUAUUAGUCGUAUGCAGUUGAAGUUCACAGCUGAGGAGCAAGAGAAGAUACGCAAAGACAAGGCGGCGAAACAAGCGCGUAUCGAGGCUUAUAUGCGUGAGCUACAGCAACAAAAGGAGGCCAAGCGUCGCAGUGAGGAAGAGAAGCGUUACGAUAUGGCAACACGCUUUAAGAACUGCGAGGUAAAUCGUCUAUUCGAAGAGGCACAAAAGCAACAGCGUCUAGCCAAAAUACAAGACACACGUAAAACAUUACAUGAGCAAAUGGAGCAGAAAAAAAAGAACGAAAAGGAAGACAAAGAACUCAUGCGUACUUGCGAAAGUAAUCACGAAGAGCGUGAGGAUAAAUUCUUCUUCGAAUAUGCACGCAAUCUUAUGGAGGAUGCACACAAAAAAGAUCGCCCACUAUAUCCAUUCGUUAAAGUGGUGCAACAGUACAAGCGUGAUCGUGGCAUUGACUGUGAAAGAAAAACACCAAAGCAUCUGUUGUCACAGGUUAACAUUGGUACACGACAACCAGGAGAUAGCAAGCAAGAUGGCGAUCACACUGCCGCGGCAGUGCCAACGAAAAGCUCGAAAUCGAAGUUAACACCGAGGAGCUCGGCUGAGGGGUUGCAUAUAGGUAAAUUCACUACUUCAGGAACCGAUAAAUUGACGACAGAGAAAAAUUUAAAAGAUAGUAUACUUGAAAAUUGCCUUAAAAUAUCCGAGCUAAUUGCGGCUGAUACCAAAAAGACUGGCGGAAACAAGGAAAAAUGUGAUAAUAGAUUAAUAGACUGUUUGAAGCCAAGCAACCGUGUGGCCGAGGCAAAGAAAGAGGACGACUGUGAAUCGUUAAUCAGUAACAGCAAAGUGCGAUAUACCAUGUUGGAAUUGAAAGAAUUGAAUCAAUUCACAUAAACGUAUGUGCCAGCGAUAGAAGCGUAGAUAUUGCAGCUUGUUUCAGCUUAUUUUCAUUAUAUUUUUGUUAAUUGUUCGUGUGCAUUUUCAACAUACAUGUAAUAAAUGAUUUCUUGCAAAUAAAAA
This is a messenger RNA of Bactrocera oleae (olive fruit fly), 2253 nucleotides long. Its product is annotated as M protein, serotype 2.1. NCBI's taxonomy places the organism in Eukaryota, Metazoa, Arthropoda, Insecta, Diptera, Tephritidae. The record is from RefSeq and is a predicted model, not a curated record.